Messenger RNA from Pediculus humanus corporis (human body louse), 2340 nucleotides. Its product is annotated as restnoic acid-induced protein, putative. The record is from RefSeq and is a predicted model, not a curated record. Gene Ontology annotation, molecular function: zinc ion binding; SUMO ligase activity. Gene Ontology annotation, biological process: regulation of transcription by RNA polymerase II; protein sumoylation. NCBI's taxonomy places the organism in Eukaryota, Metazoa, Arthropoda, Insecta, Psocodea, Pediculidae. The transcript is spliced from 11 exons. Bases 1 to 2340 code for a protein of 779 amino acids.
AUGCAUGGAAUGCCCCAUAAUGUUAUGGGAAAUCAAAAUUAUGGCGGGAAUUUUCCCAACCAAAGAAAUCAUGCUCCGAUUGGAAUGAAUGAUCCUUCAAAUGUUAUGGGAAACAUGAACAUGGGUAUGAAUAAUUUUAACGCCAUGAAUUCUAUGGCGCCCAUGGGUAACAUGCCAAUGAAUGGGAAUAUGCAUUGCAAUAUGAUGGGACCAGGACCCGGAAUGAAUAAAAUGGGAAUACAGGGUCCGGGAAAUCAAAUGUAUCCCAGACGGAUUUCUCCUUAUCCUUCCCCCGCAAUGCACAUGAAUCAGAAAAGAGGUGGGGGUGGAGGAAGCGGAGGAGGUGGUAGUAGCGGGAGUGGCAGCGGCAGCGGCGGCGGCGGCAGUGCCAACAGUGGUGGCGGUGGCGGUAGUGGUAAUGGUGGAGGAGUUUAUUCCGGUCCCGGACCUGGAGGACCUGGAUCGGGUCCCAUGCAAUCGGGUUUCGGACCCAAUAAUCCCAAUCAGGGCUACGGAAAUACGAGAUCGAAUGUUUCUUCUCAGUAUCAAAAUCAGUCAGGUAUGCAGAACAUGGGACCCGGUGUUGGAUCAUUUGUUCACGGCUCUGUCGUCAGAGUUGCUUCGGGAAGUCCGUCUGGGCAGGACGGUUCAAUGAGAGGAAAUAUGAGCUAUCAGCAUAACCCAUUACCUGGAAAUCCCACUCCACCUUUGACUCCGGCCGGAUUAAUGCCGCCUUACGUGAGCCCAAAUGCAGAUGUCAAACCAAAUUUCGUAGACAUAAAACCUUCCCUCAUGAUGCAAAAAGAUGAUGAAUUAAGACUAACAUUUCCAGUUCGAGACGGAAUUAUUCUUCCGCCAUUCAGAUUAGAACAUAAUUUAGCAGUUAGCAAUCACGUGUUUCAAUUAAAGCCCACCGUUCAUCAAACUCUCAUGUGGCGAUCGGAUUUGGAACUUCAAUUAAAAUGUUUCCAUCACGAAGAUAGACAAAUGAACACGAAUUGGCCGGCAUCCGUUCAAGUGUCUGUGAAUGCGACGCCAUUGAGCAUCGACAGAGGGGAAAACAAAACCUCUCACAAGCCACUUUAUUUAAAAGAUGUUUGUCAACCGGGAAGGAACACGAUUCAAAUAACGGUUUCAACUUGUUGUUGUUCCCACUUGUUCGUUCUUCAACUAGUCCACAGGCCGAGCGUGAGAAGCGUUUUACAAGGGCUCCUAAGGAAAAGACUUCUCACGGCGGAUCAUUGCAUCGCUAAAAUAAAAAGAAAUUUCAGUAAUAAUCCGACGAGCGGGGGUAGCAUGUCGUCGGACAGAGAUUCCGUCGAACAAACGGCAUUAAAAGUCUCGAUGAAAUGUCCGAUCACGUUCAAAAGAAUAACAUUGCCGGCGAGAGGACACGACUGUAAGCACAUUCAGUGCUUCGACUUGGAAUCGUACUUACAGUUGAAUUGCGAACGCGGUUCUUGGAGGUGUCCCGUUUGCAAUAAACCAGCUCAACUCGAAGGAUUGGAAGUUGAUCAGUACAUGUGGGGCAUAUUGAAUACGUUAAACAGUUCGGAAGUUGAAGAAGUGACCAUAGAUUCGGCGGCAAAUUGGAAACCGGCAAAAAGUUUAAGUCAAGGGAUCAAAACGGAGGAUGAAAACGAAUCUUGCGGAGGAAGUAAAAAGUUGAACAAGGCAAUGUCACCCGGAAGCAUGACCUUACCCACACUCAAUUCGUGGGACAACAUGAAUCAAGCUAUGUCACCAUACAUUCCGCCAGAUAUGAACAGCAUAGCAAGUGGUUCGAUGAUGUCCAAUAACAAUCCUCCAUCAUACGGUAACAGUCCAUUGAACAGAGGAAAUUGUUACGACGUCGUAUCGAGUCCUUUGGGAAAUAAAUAUUCAAACGGAGGAGGACCGUUGACACACAUGAACGAUUCCAUCAAUACGUUAGAUCCGUUGAACGCCAUUGAAAAAUCAUUAAACGAACAGAUGCCUAACACGCCACAUACUCCACACACUCCUCACACGCCCGUCGGAACGCCACACACGCCAAGCGGACCUCCAAGCGUACCCUCGAAUGACAUAUCAAAUCACAACAACUGCGGUGAUGUUACAACCACCAGCGAUCAUUCGACGGAUUUGCCAUCUGAUCUCAAUUUCGAUCCGGCAGCUGUUAUCGAUGGCGAAGGCACAGGCCAAGAAGCUCUAAAUCUGCUCCCAGAUAACGUCGUCGAUCCAAUGGAAUUAUUAUCUUAUUUGGAUCCACCGGACCUUGCAACGCCUCCAAGUAGCGGUGCAAGUAGUACGGGACACGCAGGCGUGGCCACAAACGAUGAUAUACUCGCUCUCUUUGAAUGA